Hordeum vulgare subsp. vulgare (domesticated barley) is the source of this 1675-nucleotide messenger RNA. RefSeq names its product SEC12-like protein 1. The transcript is spliced from 10 exons. Bases 281 to 1402 code for a protein of 373 amino acids. Gene Ontology annotation, molecular function: guanyl-nucleotide exchange factor activity; GTPase activator activity; protein binding. The record is from RefSeq and is a predicted model, not a curated record. Lineage: Eukaryota; Viridiplantae; Streptophyta; Magnoliopsida; Poales; Poaceae. Gene Ontology annotation, biological process: protein secretion. Gene Ontology annotation, cellular component: endoplasmic reticulum membrane.
GGCAAUGCCAUCGCCCUGGCCUGGCGCUGGCGGUGACGCGCUGCCGGCCUGAGAAUAUCCCGCCGUCUGCCCCCAGACGAAACGAUUCCCUUCCGUCGCACUCUCCGCCCGCGCCGGACGCCUCCAACGCGCACCGCGGCGGCACGACAAAGAUACACCGCAAGCACCAAGGGCGGGCAGGAGAGGAGAGGAGAACCACGACCGGAGACGCCUGUACGAUUCGCCGAAGCUCCGAGCUCGUGCCGGCGCCGAAAUCCGCCGCCACAGUUGGUUGGUUCCCAUGGCGGGCGACGGCGAGGGGCCUCCCGCGGGGGUGGCCGGGAAGGUGACCUGCGCGGCGUGGAUACGCAGGCCGCGCGCCGGGCCGUCCGUGUCCGGCAGCCGCAGUCUCCUCGUGGUGUACGGCCGCGGCGCCACUCCCUCGUCCCCGCCAUUCCUCGACCUCCUCGCCUUCGACACCGCGGCGUGCGCACUCGACUCCGAAUCCGAGCCCCUGCUCAGGGUCGUGAUGGGCGAGGAAGGAGCCGAUGCGGACACACCGAGCGCCAUCGCCGUGCACCCCGCCGGCGACGAGUUCGUCUGCGCCACCGCCAAAGGCUGCAGGCUGUUCAAGCUGCUCUAUGAUGACUUCUGUAUCAACUUUGUGUCGAGAGAUUCUCCGCCGCUCCAAUCAGUUGGGCCUCAGCGAUGUUUGGCAUUCAGUACUGAUGGUACUAAGUUUGCUAUUGGUGGUGAGGAUGGACAUCUAAGAAUAUUUCACUGGCCAAAUCUCAGUGUGCUUUUGGAUGAACCUAAAGCUCAUAAAUCCUUCCGGGACAUGGACAUCAGCUUGGAUUCAGCGUAUUUAGUAUCAACUUCGACUGAUGGUUCUGCAAGAAUAUGGAAGAUUGAUGAGGGAGCUCCACUCGUAAAUUUGACUAGAUCUUCGGAUGAGAAGAUUGAGUGUUGCCGCUUUUCAAGGGAUGGAAAGAAACCUUUCCUGUUUUGCACACUUGUAAAAGGAAAUGAUACCGUUACUAUGGUUUUGAACAUAAGUAACUGGAAGAGAAUUGGAUACAAAAGACUCCUGCGAAAGCCCAUCUCCACACUUUCGGUUAGCUUGGAUGGGAUGUAUCUCGCACUAGGAAGCUGCGAUGGUGACUGUUGUGUUGCCGAUGUAAAGAGCAUGCAAGUUUCUCACAUGAUCAAGAAGGUUCACCUUGGCUCCCCAGUUUCCUCCAUUGAAUUCUGCCCUACUGAAAGGAUUGUGAUCUCCAUGUCGAACCAAUGGGGAGCAGAGAUAACGAAGCUCGACGUCCCUGCCGACUGGAGAGUUUGGCAAAUCUGGCUGGUAUUCUUGAGCCUCUUCGUGGUGUCAGCAAUCCUGUUCUACACGUUCUUCAAGCACACAAACCUGGUGUAACCCCCUAGGGUGCGCAUUCCAGAGCAAAGGUCCUCGGGUGUCUGAAUUCUGAUGAUCAGAGUUCACGGUAACAUCGUCGGCAUGCCUAACAUUGAUAAUUUUCAGUGUCCGCUGUUUUUUGACGCAAUGCCUUCCCCGUGAGCCCUUUGCAUCCUAUGAUCAAAUAGUUUUGUGUUUGAAAUAGCCAUUGUUCUAGUCCUCGGAAACACAUUGUUGUACACCGUGUAAUGAAUUCUCAUCGCUGUGCUUUAUACAGUUUAUUUAGCAUGUGUC